AGCGGCGGGUAAUUUCCUUCCGCAUGAGCCAAAGCGUUUCAAAUCAGUUUGUGUUGAACGUUUGUGAUAAAUGUGUGAUUUCAUUUGGGAAUAAAGAUGAUUUGCUACCUUUUGUAAAUCUCAUAGACCACGAACGUCACGAGCCAGGUCGUGAAAGACAUGCUAUCUGUUACGGACUUCUCUACUAGUUUUGAUUAAUUCCAUCAUCCAGAAGAAUCCGCUCUCCAAAUAGAAUCAGUGACGCUUUCUGCAGUUUACAUUCUUACGCCAGUAGAUGGCAGCAAUUUAAAUACAAUGACUGAGGCUGUUCAAAAUGGAAAACCCUUCCUCAAACGCCCUGGAGUGGGACUUGGGGUUCUUGUGACAGACUCCUCCAAUCCAGGAUGUGUCCUGUUAGGAAAAAGAAAAACCGUAGUUGGGAAAGGCACCUACCAAUUACCAGGAGGUCACAUUGAGUUCGGAGAAACUUUUGAGGAGUGUGCCCAGAGAGAGGUGAUGGAGGAAGCUGGUGUCCAUCUGAAGAACAUCCGCUUUGCAUCCGUCGUCAACUCCAUCAAACUGGAAGAAAACUACCAUUAUGUCACAAUCCUCAUGCAGGGAGAACUGGACAGGUCUUUCUCAGCUGAACCAGUUAAUCUGGAGCCAGAGAAAAACGAAGGUUGGACAUGGAGGCGAUGGGACGAUUUUCCCCCAGAAGAGCAGCUGUUCUUGCCAUUGGCCAACCUGAGACAGCAGGGCUUCCAGCCAUUUAGAGAGAGUUAAAAGGGAUUUUCUGUAAUUAAGUUAUCAAUCUUAUCUCUCCCUGGCUUUAUCUGAUUCAGGAUCAGGUGAACUGAACUCACCUUAGGCAUGUUCAUGCUCAUUUUGAGCUCGCUCCCUGACCUCAAGUAGUAAGAUGGACAUACUUGACUGUUACGUAUAUUUCAUUACUGAAUAUUCAUCCAGCCUCUCAAUAGCCUCUUUCAAGUAAUGAUUUUAUUGAACACACGUGUACUAAAUUAUAUCAGGGCUAUUAAGGCUUAUCAGUCAUAUAUUUAUGUAUUUCGUAUAUGCUGGUAAAGUGUCUAUAGAGCAUUUGUCAUGGGUGAUGUUACAAUAAAAUAUUUAGGUAACAGUUUACAAUAAGGUGUAAUUUGUUAACAUUAGUCAAUGCAUUAGAUAUCAUAAACUAACAAGAGCAAUACUUUUACAGCAUUUAAUAAUUUUGGUUAGAUUAAGUUGUAUAUAGUUAAGUUUUUUUGUAAACAAAUAUGAAUUAACAAUGAACAAUGUAUAUUAAUAAAUUAACCUAUAGUAGUAAUCUUAUUGUAAAGUGUUACCUAUAUGUCAUCAUAACUUCCUCAGGCAUAACUCUAAUCGCUCCCACCAGACAACACCCUUUUACUGUGUAAUCCUACUGCAAGAAUUUCGUAACAUAUUGUUUUCCACAUAAACAUUACCUGCACUCAAA
Megalobrama amblycephala (Wuchang bream) is the source of this 1450-nucleotide messenger RNA. It is a transcript of the gene nudt15, whose product is annotated as nudix (nucleoside diphosphate linked moiety X)-type motif 15. Gene Ontology annotation, biological process: dGTP catabolic process. The coding region runs from base 295 to 762 and encodes 155 amino acids. The record is from RefSeq and is a predicted model, not a curated record. Gene Ontology annotation, cellular component: cytosol. Gene Ontology annotation, molecular function: 8-oxo-7,8-dihydrodeoxyguanosine triphosphate pyrophosphatase activity. The transcript has 5 exons. Lineage: Eukaryota; Metazoa; Chordata; Actinopteri; Cypriniformes; Xenocyprididae.